AUGGUCAACUCACAGACGAAACUUUUAUUCCAACAGUUGUUGAAUCAUCGCAAUGAUAAACUUAAGGCAACAGAUUUGAACGGACAUCUUACGACAGAUGUACAUAUCCAGUUCAAACACUUCAUUGCUCUUGAGAAAGGUCAGCUUGCUCCUGAAACUCAACACAGCCAGUCCUUGGUCCAUGGUUUUGCAAAAUACCCACGGUUCGAUAUCAUAAUUGGACGCAUGUUCAUUCAAAUUUCUGUAAGCUCUUUCGAUCAGCAUAACAAAGAUUCUGCAGAGAUCACCAAAAGCCUUUGA
Funneliformis geosporum is the source of this 300-nucleotide messenger RNA. NCBI's taxonomy places the organism in Eukaryota, Fungi, Glomeromycota, Glomeromycetes, Glomerales, Glomeraceae. The record is from the annotation of a GenBank genome assembly.